This is a messenger RNA of Ostrea edulis (European flat oyster), 2110 nucleotides long. RefSeq lists its product as uncharacterized. The coding region runs from base 806 to 1978 and encodes 390 amino acids. The transcript has 3 exons. Lineage: Eukaryota; Metazoa; Mollusca; Bivalvia; Ostreida; Ostreidae. The record is from RefSeq and is a predicted model, not a curated record.
GGGAGACUUGAAACCUUACUUGGAACCAUUAAGUAUAGUUAGAUUUCGAUUUUCUUUCUGACAUUGAUGAUGCUUGUACCUUGCUUUGCAUUAAUAGCCAAUAGUGUUUUGUGAUUUGUUGUCAUCGACUGCUUUGAUGUCAAACGGUGCGUCUCACAUGCAACCACAACUCAUCAUUAUGUCUCAGACCUCGAAAAUAGACAGGAGAUUUUCAUUGAGAUGUUGAAGUGUCAGAUUCAGAUGAUGAGAAGUGUUUACCUGUUGUUGUCACUUACCAAAUGCAAGAAUUUCAAAAUCAGCUGAAAAACCUCCUUCAGACUGUGCCUAUCAAAUACCAGGAACAUGGAUCCAUUUGCCUACUGAGGUUGUGCGCCAUGUCCCCUAGCAACUAAGUCGCAGGGGACAUAAUCAAUAGGAAUACGUGGGUGCGUAUUUAAUUUGUUGCAAUAUAAAAUCUACAUGAUGUAGUCUUUCGUUCGUGUAUCAGACUAUCAGUGGAGUUAUUCUGUAUUAAAAAGAGUCAAGUUUGGAACGAUGAACGAAACGUUUUUCAGUGAUACAUUUAUACUGUUCUUUGGGUGUAACACUAAUUAUUGGCUAAUCUAGGGGAAGGGAUACAAAGCCUGUACUCUUAGUUGAGAGUCUGCCUUGCCUUUGUACUUCAUCUGCCUUAGAGCGGGUACACACAUUCAGUGAAUGGCCUGGUUACAGAGGUUUCGACAACACCCUGUGAAGGUUUGAAUGAAUCAAUGAAGUUUGAGUCAUCAAUGAAAGCCUAUACUAGUGUGACUAUACAGAAAGAGAGAUGAUGCGAAAUUAUAAUAAGACGUGGGUCCUAGUACUGGUCGGUUUCUGUCUUGGGUGGUUAUCAACGUACAUUUAUUAUAAUGGUGCAAUGGAUUCCGUUGUGAAAUUGAACCAGAGACGCAUUGCAUCAGCUCUCAGCAAUAUUCCGAAUGUCUACACCCCAAGACCACAUAAAGAUCUGAAUAUUCCGAAUGUCUACACUCCAAGACCACAUAAAGAUCUGAAUAUUCCGAAUGUCUACACCCAAAGACCACAUAAAAAUCUGUCUACGAAGCAGUUUCCUGUACACGAGAUCCCAACAACUAAGCGCUACAUGGAGGAUAAUAAGUCGGGAAUUGUAUUUAGCAGAAAUAUGACCAUGUGGAAAAUACAGCCCGGAAUGUGUAGCACAAACACUACUGCCUUCCAUCGAGCCGUUUUACGGACAUCCGUGGGGUCCACGCCUAUAUUUAUUUAUGAUCCCAAAAAUGAUAUAUGGGUGAGUGGACACAUAGUGAAAUACGGCAAUUGGGAAGGAAAACACAUAGAUUUGAUUAUAGAUUUACUAAAGCAGGAUCCAGAAUUGCAGUUUUUAGACAUUGGUGCUAAUGUGGGUGUAUUUGCCCUCCCGGUCGCCCUUUUUGGAAGGCGUGUGUUAGCGAUAGAUGCUCUCGCCAUGAACAUACAGCGAUUAUGCUCUUCUGUGAUUGUAGGAAAUUUUAGCGAUCGGAUUAAGAUUGUAUACAAUGCUCUUUCGGAUGUGCACGAACUGGUUUCACUGGGAAAGGACAAUAACAAUGUCGGUGGCACAUUUGUGGCGAAGGAUAAAAAUUCCAACAAAGUGAGAGGCAGCAAUAUUGUAGGAAACUAUGGAACUGUACAGACGAUCACAUUAAAUAAUAUCUUAUCUCUACCAAAUUUCGACUUUAAAAAAGUUGUCAUUAAAAUUGACGUUGAGGGUUAUGAAAAUAGAGUUUUCAAAGGUGCCGAACAGUUUUUCGAUAAUGUGAAUGUACAAGCGGUAUUAAUGGAAUGGAUGUGGCUUAAAACGGGAAAUGCUGGUCAGGAAAUUAUAGACUUCAUGUUACGUAAAAAUAUGGAACCACACAUACCAGACAAAUUACCCAACCCGCUUCCUGUUGAUCGUCGAGCAAAUUGGCCGAACGACGUUUUAUGGAGGAAAAAACUGUAAUAAAAAGUAAUUUAAUACCUAUCUUGUGUGUUUCAAGAUUCUUUAAAUCCUCUAGAAAAAAAAAAUGUAAGUACCUAUGCUGUUUUAAUGUAUUCCAUUUCUCAAUAUAAAAUCUUAUAUAUUACAAAAUUA